AUGGGAAUGAAGGCGCUGGCUGGCUUGAAUUGGUUGUGGAGCUACCCCAAGGACAAGUACUGUGCGCAGCUUGUGGGCUUCUACCUCAACCAGUGGAGAGACUGGGACUGCAACAGCACCAGCUCCUUCAUCUGUGAGAUGCCAGCUACAGGUGCCUUCCCCAGCUCUGUGAGGGCUGUGCGUUUCCGCUCCCACUGCUACACAUUCCACUUCCCUGCCCUCUGGGAAAUGAGGACUUGGCCACAAGCUUUGGCUUUUUGCAAGCAGUCUGGUGGGAGCUUAGCAAGUGUCCAAGGUGAAGAUGAGAACGCCUUCCUGUCUGAUGCCUUUCCUGCCGAUGGCUGGCAUAUGUGGAUUGGGCUGCAGUUCAGCACAGUAUGGCAAUGGAGCGACGCCUCCGUCCCUGUCUACUACAAGUGGCAUCAUCCCGUGGCUAAUGUGUCUGGCCAGUGUGCAGUGAUGGAUCUCUGCCCAUCUGACCUUUCUCGACACGGAACAUGGGAGACCAGAGGGUGUGACAUCGAGCCCCCUACCAGAAGCACUGGCUUCUUCUGCAAAUACAGCCACGGUUCUUGCGGGCUCCCUGCUCCUGUGGAGUUCCCCCUCCCCGGCGGGAUGGGCCCGUAUGCCACGGCUGAUGUCGUUUUCUCCUUGCCCCGCUAUUCUGUGUGCACUGUGAUGCUGAUGAAGGCCCACACCAGGACAGCGCUCUUCCAGCUGCGCCUAGAGUCCAGUGCCACACAGGUGUACGGCAGUGUAGCUGCCGAAUUCACCGGGGAUUUGGUGCAGAAGGAGUUAGUUCCAGUGCCCUUUUCUGCUGGGCUCAAUACAUGGGGCUUCAUCACUUUCCCGGCUGGCAUGAUUGGUUUCUUCAACCACCAGGAGCAUUUCCGAGUGUUCAGUGACCGGGCGAUCUCCUUUGCUAACCUUGGCUCCUUGCUCAUCUCCGGAGUGACCGUGGCAAAUGCAUCUCUAGAGUAUCGGGUUUCAUCCGCCAUGCGUUUCCCUAGCGGCAACCCAGCUCUGAGAAGCGCCAUGCGGCUGGAGAAUGCAGCUGCCCGCUACCUGAGCAGCUUCACCCUGGGCCUGUGGAUCCGAAGCACCUUUGCCUCCGCCAACAAGAUGGGGCUCCUCAGUUACGUGGUGAGAUCGAGGCCGGCCGAGCUCGCACUCUUCCUCUUGGCUCCAGCAGGCCUGGAGUUUUGGCUCAAAGGGGCUGUGAUACUCAGCGGCACCACUGGUCUUCUCCUGGAUGGGUCCUGGCACCAUCUUGCCAUUUCUAUCUCCAGUGACCUGUCCGCCAGCCCCUACAUGGUCUUCAUUGACGGAGAGCCCUGGGAGCCUGACUUUGCAGACAGUGCCUGGUUUCUGUGGAAGGGACUGGCAGUGGGAGGGGAGUGGAAUGUUGGACAGCCAGAGAUUGUGGAUAAAGGGGGUCUUACUCUGGGCAGCCCGUAUGUGGGGGAGCUGAGUGAGGUGAACCUGUGGGACAGAGCCCUCCCCAGGCUCUCUGUGAAGCAGCUGGCAGCCUCCAGGGACAAAUGGAAGUUUCCUGGGAACGUGAUGAGCUGGAGCCAGUUGGCUGAUGCAAGGUCUGGAGUCAUGGAGAUCACGACAGCAAGCCACAGUGCAGCUGCUGGCUUUGUGUGGCUCGGAUUGCUCUGGCUUGUGGGACACCCCUCAGUCCUGUGCUCCGAUCCAGAGCGUGCCCUGGUCUACGUGGAGCCUGCUGCGGAGCGCUGCCCCAGGAACUCCCUCUGGGGACUGCAGCUGGACGCCCGACUCCGCAGCCUCACGGUGCCUUCCUCGUGUCUGCUGGUGGGGCUGGAUGGAGUCUCGCUUGGGUGCAGCUCAGACUGCUCCUCUGAUGGGAGGAGCUCCUUCCGCCUGCUGCCGGACCAGCGCCUCCAGAAUCUGCACUCCGGCUUCUGCGUCUUUCAGAAACCCAGGAGCCCACGGCUCUUCCUGCAGAAGUGCUCCUCCCAUGCCCUACGCUUUGCACUAGAUGAAGACGUGCAUUGCCCCCGAGCCCAGAGCUGGAGAUCCAGGAAAGAUAAAUGCCUCCACAUUGUAGCAGGUGCUGCCCUGGAAUGGAAUCAGGCCCUGAAGUACUGUCAGAGAUUCCAAAAUGGGAGCCUCCUCACUCUGAGCAGCCCAGAAGAUCGGAGCUGGUUGCAAGAGGAGUUGCCUUGGAGCGUCUGGACUGGUUUGCAUGGUGUCCGCAGGGGUUCUCUGCACAAAUGGGCCGAUGGGACCUCCUUUAACAAGGAUUUGCACAGCUGGAUUCUUCCUGCAGAGGUUCCUAGUGAAAUGGUCUGUGUCUUGCUGCUGCAGUCUGGCUUCCUGAAGGAGGAGGCGUGCCAGAGACCUCACCACUGGGUGUGUCAGACCCCGCAGAGCAACAGGUUCUACGUGGAGGUCUCUGGGAAAUCCUUUUAUGGAAGCUUGUCUGCAGAGGGGAGCUUCUCCUCCCUGCCAGAUGCCAAAGCACAAUGCACCUCCCUGGGCUGGGGCUGCAGCGCGGUGGUCAGCAAGGCCGGCUCGUACUACCUCUAUCGUGGGACACGCUUGGUGAACCUGGAGGAUCCAGCCAUGGACCCAGCAGCUGCUGUGCACAUCAAAGCAGGGUGUGUUCCGGGCUAUAUGGGGCAGGACUGUCAGUCCGAGUGUCCUGUGUGUGACACUGGAGUGAGCUGCAGCCCCCUCACAGGCACCUGUGACGGCCUGUUGUACUCCAGACAGCACGAUGGCUUACAGACAGCAGCAUACAUCUCUCUGAAAUGUCCUCCCUUCACCGACUGGGUGUUCAAGGAUGGAUCCUGUGUGUUGUUGGAACACAAGGGCAGUCAGAAUGAAGCGGAGCCCAUUUGCAGAAGGUAUCUGGCUGCUGAAGUCCUGGAAAUCAAGCCUGCCCCAGACCUGCUCUGCGGGACCCCUUAUGAAGGCCGAGGUCCUGAGAAGCGCUGUCCCUCGGGCUCCUUCUGGUCUUGCCAGCGAGCAGAAGAGGUGGAGCUGCCAGCUCUUCGGGAGAAGAUGCUCAUUUCCUUCCAGGAUUUUGUGUGGCAGAGACAUGCUUCGCUGGGGGCAGCCAAGGACUCCUGCUUCCUGCAGAGAGAGAACUGCACCGGGGUGAUGCAGCUGCAUGGCACCCACUACACCAUGAACGGAACGGUGCUCGUCGACAGUCCUGGCUCCGGUGCCACCCUCUACAUCAAGUCAGCCUGCUCCCCUGGCUAUUCCGGCAUGAGGUGUGCAAGGCGCUGCCUACCCUGUCCUGGCACUCGCACCUGUAACCCCCUGAAUGGCCGCUGCGAAGGGCUCCUGAGCUGUGUCCACAGGGUUGGCCUUUCCUGUCUCCAUGGUCUCGUGAGUGGGAGGUGCCCCAGAGGAGCUGGCUGGUGGUACUGGGAUGGACACUGUUACUAUGUGGAGGAGAGCGAUGCCAAGACAUGGCAGCAAGCGGAGGCAGCCUGCAGUGCCUCUGGAGAAGGCAUGGGGCUGCUGGCUCUCAACAGCCUGGAGGAGAAGGCCUGGGUGACAGCCAUGGUGCAGAGGGACAGCUGGACUGGGCUGAAUGACCUCGAUGGCGAUGGCAGCUGGACGUGGGCAGUGGCUCAGUACACAGAUGGCGCUGCCCCCUGGCUGGCUGGUGUGCCGCUCCUUCGAGGAGGCUGCGUGAGCAUCGGAGCCCUGGGGGAUACUGGCCUCACCGCGUCCAACUGUUCAGGACUCAAGCCAUGGGUCUGCGAAGGAGUGGAGGUUCCCUGGAGCCGCUGUCCCACGGAGCCUGGCUGGAGACACUGGAAUGGUAGCUGCUACUACUGGGACUUGUCCUUGGCCAGCAGCACCUGGCAGGAGGGGCUGCAAGUGUGUCGGCGGUUCAGACAGACCGAGUUGCUGUAUCUGACCUCGCGCCAGGAGAAGGACUGGAUAUGUUCAAACUUCAGGGGAGUCUUCUGGACAGGCCUGAAUGAUCAGACGGAUGAAUCCGUAUUUCAGUGGACUACAGGCGAUCCCAUCACCAGGCAGCUCGCAGAGCACUUACGAGACGACCUGGCGGAUGGCAGCCUGAAGGAUUGUGUGUGGCUGGAUACAGCAAGCGGACUUCUAACAGAUGCCAGCUGUGAGGAGAGAAAGCCAUUCAUCUGCAAGUGCAGCGAGGCUACCGAGUGGUUUGUGAAGCAGCCUGGCCGGGGCGUGGUGGGAGACCCAGCAUUCCUACACCCCUCUGCCGAGAGCCUGGAGAAGGCCAAGCAGGAGUGCCUCCGCGAGAGGAGCGUGUGCCCAGCCGUUCUGCAGGCUGGGACAGGCUUCUACCUGAUCGGCUCCAUGGCUGGCAUCAUCUCCCGACCCAAUUCCACACUCUACGUAUGGACCAUAUGUGCUGAGGGGUUCAGCGGCCUGCGCUGUCAUAGAUACACUGCCCCCCAGCAGCGACCUGCGUGUGACUGCAGUGGCAGAGUCCGGGUGUCGGCAACCCAAGUUUGUGGUGUCCCUGUGCAGAGCUGCAUUGACUACUGUCGCCACACAACAGCCCAGAGCAACUGCUCUCUCUGCCUGCCCGUCUGCUCUGAUUCCAGCUUGGGCAUCCUGGACCCCGAGGAGCUGGCUGUGGUGUCCAUGGUGCAGUACAAAGUGUCGCAAUCCCUCAACCUCACCUCGGAGAACGAGCAUGAUCAAAUUAAUGCAUCUAAAAUAAUCUACCACAGCGCACUCCCUUGAGCAAUCAGUGCCUCAGGGAAUGCUGGGAAAGGGCAGAACAGUGACGGCUGUCCAGUGCUCGUCUUUCAAAUGUUCCCCCCGUUAUUCGCUUUCCCAUUCGGUUUUGUGCUGCUGUUUUGUUGUAAACGUGCUUGGUGAGGGAGCUCAAUGUAAUGUUCCCAACCAUCCCUUGCUGUGGUCUGUGAGUGGGGACGGGGGGGCUAGCAACUUUCAGCCAAUGGAGAAUCAGCUGUGUGAACUAGGAGCCCACUCCCCGCUGAGCCGAUCCGGGGCCCUGGGAAGCAGUAUCCGUAGCUAGCCUCUCAGCAGGACUCCGCAUCGUCCCUGACUCACUAGUGAGAGCAUUAGAGGGAAAGACUAGGAGCAAUCCAGGGGAGACCGU
Molecule: messenger RNA, 5104 nt
Organism: Chelonia mydas (Green sea turtle)
Lineage: Eukaryota; Metazoa; Chordata; Testudines; Cheloniidae
Exons: 30
Coding region: 1-4722 (1573 amino acids)
Source: RefSeq, a predicted model, not a curated record